UUGCGACUGUUGCCUUCGCCUUCCUCUUCUCCUGCGCUCUUGAUGCCCCUGUGAUGUCUUUGUGAUGUCUUCCCCUCCGUCGUAGCGCGCACAGGAGCCGGACCAGCGCUCCAGCCUAGCUACCUCCUACCCCUUCGGCAAAUGGGGGCUCAGUACAGCAUCUUUCAGAGCCCAGCUCUGGAUUUAUUACUGUUUAGCAAACCUGUGGCAGGGAUGGAGUAAUCCAAGAACGUUAAAAACCUUGGCUGUUUACAGAUGUUAACAAUUUUACUUGUUGAUCAUAUACCCAUAUAUCAAGCACAAAACUGUGUUUGCUAAAUUCUUUAACUCAGUUGCCUUAUGGAAUAGGCCUUAGCCCUUUCUACAGAAGGGGAAGCUGUGUCUCAUAAAUGGGUGAAGUAACCAUGCAGGCAUUUCUAAAAGGCACAUCUAUCAGUACUAAACCACCAUUGACCAAGGAUCGCGGAGUAGCUGCCACUGCUGGAAGCAGUGGAGAGAACAAGAAAGCCAAACCUGUUCCAUGGGUGGAAAAAUAUCGCCCAAAAUGUGUGGAUGAAGUUGCUUUCCAAGAUGAAGUGGUUGCAGUGCUGAAAAAGUCUUUGGAAGGAGCUGAUCUCCCUAAUCUCUUGUUUUAUGGGCCACCUGGAACUGGAAAAACAUCCACUAUUUUGGCAGCAGCUAGGGAACUAUUUGGGCCUGAACUUUUUCGAUUAAGAGUUCUUGAGUUAAAUGCAUCUGAUGAACGUGGGAUACAAGUAGUUAGAGAGAAAGUGAAGAAUUUUGCCCAAUUAACUGUAUCAGGAAGUCGUUCAGAUGGGAAGCCAUGUCCUCCUUUUAAGAUUGUGAUUCUGGAUGAAGCAGAUUCUAUGACCUCCGCUGCUCAGGCAGCUUUAAGACGAACCAUGGAGAAAGAGUCUAAAACCACUCGAUUCUGUCUCAUCUGUAACUAUGUUAGUCGAAUAAUUGAACCUCUGACCUCUAGAUGUUCUAAAUUCCGCUUCAAACCUCUGUCAGAUAAAAUUCAACGGCAGCGAUUACUAGACAUUGCUGAUAAAGAACAUGUGAAAAUUAGCAAUGAGGGAGUAUCUUAUCUUGUUCAAGUGUCAGAAGGAGACUUAAGAAAAGCCAUUACAUUUCUUCAAAGUGCUACUCGAUUAACAGGUGGGAAAGAGGUCACAGAGAAGGUGAUCACGGAUAUUGCUGGGGUAGUACCAGCUGAGACAAUUGAUGGAGUAUUUGCUGCAUGUCAGAGUGGCUCUUUCGACAAACUGGAAGCUGUGGUAAAGGACUUAAUAGAUGAGGGUCAUGCAGCAACUCAGCUUGUAAAUCAACUUCAUGAUGUGAUUGUAGAGAAUGAUAACCUUUCUGAUAAACAAAAGUCCAUUAUUACCGAAAAACUUGCUGAAGUAGAUAAAUGCUUAGCAGAUGGUGCUGAUGAACAUCUCCAACUUAUCAGCCUCUGUGCUACUGUGAUGCAGCAAUUAACUCAGAAUUGUUAAGUAUUCAAUUUAUAUAUUUUGUAAAAAAAUAAAAUGACUAAAGCACCUUUAAAGUGAAUAUACAAUUUAUUUAACAUUCAAACUUCAUUAAGACAUGUGCAAUAUGGCAAUUUUACUGGGGGUUUAACCCUACCUAGGAUAUGAUUGCUUGCUGGGGCUUAGCAACAGGGUCCAGUUCACACUUAGCACUAAUUAAAUACUUUAUUGAAUAAAUACAAUACCAACAAAAUGCAUCCAAAUGCUUUCUAAAAAAAAAAUCAAUUUUAAAGGCCUUUCUAUUUAGGCUAAUGA
Molecule: messenger RNA, 1790 nt
Organism: Rhinolophus ferrumequinum (greater horseshoe bat)
Lineage: Eukaryota; Metazoa; Chordata; Mammalia; Chiroptera; Rhinolophidae
Gene: RFC4
Product: replication factor C subunit 4
Exons: 11
Coding region: 390-1499 (369 amino acids)
Biological process (GO): DNA repair; DNA-templated DNA replication
Cellular component (GO): nucleus; DNA replication factor C complex
Molecular function (GO): DNA binding; DNA clamp loader activity; ATP hydrolysis activity
Source: RefSeq, a predicted model, not a curated record